CGAUGCUUCGCUUGUAGGAAUCACUCUGAAGAUCCUCUGUUGACAUUCUCAGGCGGUCUUUGGAAUCCGAAAGUCGGUGUUUCUUCCGAUGGUGAAUCUCACGGACUUCCUCGCGGUCCUCCGCCGUUGAAGCUGCUUUCUCCGCUUUUGCCAGCUGUCUUAGCAAUCAACCAUCUUCUAUAUCAAUUGUCCUCGAUCCACUUCUCUCUCCUCUUUCUUUAUCCCUCCUUAACCGAUAACCAGUGACUAGCUUAUUUACGACGUGAUAUUCUGACUAGGGGUUAGCAAUGGUUUAUACUGCAUCUUUCGCCUUUUUUGAGGCAUUAUGGGAGGCUGGAGUGAGCCAUGUCUUUGUCAACCUGGGGUCUGAUCACCCCUCUAUCCUGGAAGCCAUGGUAAAGGGACAGAGGGAGAAAAGAGACCAAUUCCCCAGGAUCAUCACCUGUCCUAAUGAGAUGGUGGCACUCUCCAUGGCCGAUGGCUACGCACGUUUGACUGGAAAGCCCCAGUGUGUGAUUGUACAUGUCGAUGUGGGGACUCAAGGUCUUGGGGCGGCAGUACAUAAUGCUUCUUGUGGUCGGGCCCCGGUUCUGAUCUUUGCCGGACUAUCCCCUUACACCAUUGAGGGGGAGGUUCGUGGCUCUCGCACUGAGUAUAUCCAUUGGAUCCAAGAUGUUCCCGACCAAAAGCAGAUUGUUUCUCAGUAUUGUCGGUAUGCUGGAGAGAUCAAGACUGGGAGAAAUGUUAAGCAGAUGGUCAACCGUGCCUUGCAAUUCGCUACCAGUGAUCCUAAGGGACCAGUAUACUUGGUCGGGGCCCGAGAAGCGAUGGAGGAGGAGAUCACACCAUACAGUGUUAACCAGAGCGUUUGGAACCCGGUUGCGCCUUCAGCUUUGCCUGCGGAGGGUGUGAAGUUGAUCGCAUCUCAUCUCGCUGCCGCUAAGGAACCCCUGGCCAUUGUAGGGUAUUCAGGUCGCGAGGCACGGGGAGUGACAGAGCUUGUGAAGCUGGCUGAUAACUUCAAGGGACUUCGCGUCCUUGAUACUGGUGGCUGUGACAUGUGUUUCCCCGGAGACCACCCUGCGUGGUUGGGGCUACGUUACGGGUCUCAUGAUGCUAUCAAAACCGCGGACUUUAUCUUGGUUGCCGAUUGCGAUGUCCCUUGGGUCCCAACUCAGUGCAAGCCUUCUGAAUCCGCCAAGAUUAUCCACGUCGAUGUCGAUCCUCUCAAGCAGCAGAUCCCUGUUUUCUAUAUUCCUUCGAUGGCUACAUUCCGCGCAGAGUCAGCGACAGCUUUCAAGCAGAUCAAUGACUACAUCGCAUCAAAUGAAUCUUUGAAGAAGAUUGUCAAUUCCGAGGAACAGAUCGCGCUCGGAAAGCGUCGUGAAGAAUCAUACAAGCAGACCAAACAAACCAUCACAAAUCUUGCAGUGGUACCAUCGGGAGGCAAUGAUGCGCCCUUGAAUGCGAACUACCUCGCAUCUCAGAUUCGCACUGGUUGUCCAAUUGAUACCAUCUGGGCUAUCGAGGCAGUGACUUUAACCGGCUUUGUUGCGGACCAGAUUGCUGCUACCUUUCCAAACUCAUGGAUCAACUGUGGCGGAGGAGGAUUGGGCUGGUCUGGCGGUGGUGCUUUGGGAAUCAAACUGGCCAGUGACGUGCAGCAUGGUGGCCAAAAUAAGGGCAAAUUUGUCUGCCAGAUUGUGGGUGACGGGACGUUCCUCUUCUCAGUACCAGGUUCUGUUUACUGGGUUGCUCGUCGGUACAACAUCCCCAUCUUAACCAUUGUCCUUAACAACAAGGGCUGGAAUGCUCCCCGAAGAAGUAUGCUUCUGGUACACCCGAACGGCGACGGCUCCCGUGCUACCAACGAGGAUCUCAACAUCUCAUUUGCCCCGUCUCCAGAUUACCCAGGCAUUGCCAAGGCGGCAGCAGGUGGGGAGCUCUGGGCUGGGCGUGCUUCUACAGUUGCCGAACUUGGGAAACUGCUACCAGAGGCUAUCAAGACCGUACAAAGUGGGAAACCAGCUGUUUUGGAAGCUCAGCUGGAUGGGACAGUUGGGAAGUAUGUGGGAAAGAAAGAGGUUUCUCCUUCUCGGCUGUAGAGUGAUACUCGGGAAUAGGUUCCAUUGAGUAGAAUUGCGUGAAUAGUGUUUCAGUUGCGUCAUUGUCUAUAGAACAACUCACUAGCUCUUUAUACCGCAUUUAUAUCCGAGGUCUCUCCAGCUUAUCAAUCAUAUUUCUCUAUCCCUCCAUUCCAUCAUCGCUGCGCCCUAUCUCGUGACUGCUUAUCGCGCUAUCGAUAAGCGAGGCCGAUGCCGGUGAUAUCCUUAUCUAUGCGCGCGGGGUGUUCGGGCCGAUGACUGUUUUACAGUUACUAUACAAGGUUUUCAUUUCCACUGAA
Molecule: messenger RNA, 2404 nt
Organism: Aspergillus wentii DTO 134E9
Lineage: Eukaryota; Fungi; Ascomycota; Eurotiomycetes; Eurotiales; Aspergillaceae
Product: putative thiamine pyrophosphate enzyme
Exons: 4
Coding region: 288-2105 (605 amino acids)
Biological process (GO): L-valine biosynthetic process
Cellular component (GO): acetolactate synthase complex; mitochondrion
Molecular function (GO): magnesium ion binding; flavin adenine dinucleotide binding; thiamine pyrophosphate binding
Source: RefSeq, a predicted model, not a curated record